AUGCCUCCUCUUGUGCCACGCAAACGUUUGCGUGAGUCGCCGCCACCCGGCCAAGGUAGAGCAACAAAAGCAGCUAAAGAGAACCCCGAUGCAUCACGGCGCAAAGCAACCCUCUACGACGACUUAGACGCAUCCGCGACACCUAAUUCGAACUCCGUUCUCCAUGGUUUUGAAAACGAUGACGAUGAUGGAAGCUCACUGACCUCUUUGUCGGAUGAUGAAUUUGAGGAUGUUGUGCCGCCGAAGAAACCGCAAGGCAACGACGAUGACUCCGAAGACGACGAGGACAUCGAAUUCGAGGAUGUUGCAGCACCGCUUGCAUCUUUACCAGACGCUCCAGUGACAUCUGGAGACUUAGAAUUGACACUUACGCGCGAUACACGGAUUUCACUCACAAACGCAUUCGACAGGAAGGGACCCUCGAAGCGUGAAAGAAAGGUUCGACAUGCCUCACACUGCGUUCAUGUUAUGCUACUUCUCUGGCACAACGCCACUAGAAAUUCAUGGCUUUGCGAUCCUGAAGUGCAGGCGACCGUGAUUUCUCAUCUAACCCCCAGACUCUGGGACGAGGUGGAUCGCUGGAGGCGUAACAGUGGCCUUGAAAAGAAGCCGCCACCUAAAAAGCCAACAAAGGAUAACACCAAACCAAAAGGCAAAGGCAAAAAGGUACCUGAUAGAAGAUCGCGCGACUGGGGUGUUGAAGCCGAGAGGCUAGAGCAAGGGGCUGUUGAUAUGAGCCAUGGAGAUCCCUUGUUCCGACUCAUGCAGUCACUCUCUGCUUGGUGGAAGCAGCGGUUCAGAAUCACGGCGCCGGGGCUUAGGAAAUGGGGAUACAUGUCUCUUGAACGACUGGAUCGUCUGACAAAGGCACAAAAAGCAGAACCUCAUAACCCGGAGCAAUUUGGCGAGAGGAUCUCAGACCUAGAAGGGUUGAGACAUUGCGCCCGAAUCUGUGAGGGUAGUCGAGACGUGGGCGCUCAACUGUUUACCGCUUUACUUCGUGGACUAGGUCUGGAAGCGCGUAUGGUCGCGAAUUUACCUUGCCUAGGUUUUGGGUGGAAUAAACUUGAAGAGGCCGAGCCGGAGAAGAGCGACAGCACGAACCAGACGAAGGCAACUCCAUAUAAAAAGACAGAAACGACCAAGAAAACAGCAGCUGCGACAAAAAAGCAACCCAAUAAGAGGACAGCACAGGCCGCCAAAAACACAACACGAAAAGCGAAAUCCAAACCCAAGGUCGCAAGCGAUUCGGAAGACUUGGAGCUCGAGUACAAGGACACCGACGACGAGUCAGUUGUGGAUAUGGAAGUUACGCCGAGGAAGAUAUCGACCAAGAAGUAUGAUGCGGAUAUGGAUUUCCCACAUUAUUGGACAGAAGUCUUGUCACCAGUCACCAAUAAGUAUCUGCCUGUUGACGCGAUUAUCAAGAAUGUGGUCGGGACGAACCGAGAUUUGAUAGAGUCUCUGGAACCUCGUGGAGCGAAAGCCGAUAAGGCACGACAGAUAAUGGCAUACAUUAUUGGGUAUUCGCAAGACGGCACCGCCAAGGACAUCACAGUCAGGUAUCUGAAGCGGAACAUGCUUCCUGGUCGUACAAAGGGAGUUAGAAUGAUGCCAGAAAAGGUCCCCGUCUACAACCGACAUGGAAAGAUUAAGCGAUAUGAUCAGUUUGACUGGUUCAAGACUGCGAUAUCCGGAUACCGUCGAGGCAGCAAGAAUCAUCCCAUUACUGAGAUCGACGAAGCCGAAGAAGCGACGGACUUGAAGCCUGCCAAGCCUGAAAAGAAGGAGGUCAAGGAAGGCCAAGAGACUUUGCAGUACUACAAGCAGUCAAAGGAGUUUGUACUCGAGCGCCACCUGAAGCGCGAGGAGGCUCUCAACCCCGAGGCAAAACCCGUAAAGGUCUUUAAAAACAAGGGCAAGGGCGGCAAGGUGGAGGAAGAAGACGUUUUCCUACGCAGUGAUGUCUUGAACGUCAAGAGUGCUGAGACUUGGCACAAGCAGGGCCGGGCGCCAAAGCCUGGGGAGCAACCGCUGAAGAGAGUUCCUUACCGCGCAGCUACCUUGAACCGCAAACGAGAGAUCAUGGAAGCAGAAGCUGCUACAGGAGCAAAGGUUCUGCAGGGCCUUUACAGUUGGGACCAAACAGAGUGGAUCAUUCCACCACCGAUCAAGGACGGAGUCAUUCCCAAGAACGAUUAUGGGAAUAUUGACUUGUUUGCCGAACAUAUGUGCCCCAAGGGAGCUGUACAUGUGCCCUUCCGUGGAGCGAUACGAGUAUGCAAAAAGCUUCAAAUCGACUAUGCAGAAGCUGUAGUUGACUUUGAGUUUGGACACCGCAUGGCUGUUCCCGUCAUUCAGGGCGUCGUCAUCGCCGAAGAGAACCACGAUAUGGUCAUGGUUGAACUCGAAAAGGACGAAGCAGAGCGCGCACGAAAAGAAGACGAGAAAAGACGAAAGAAGGCGCUGGCACAAUGGCGCCGCUUCCUUAUGGGUAUGCGCAUUGCAGAGCGAAUCAGACAGGAGUAUGGAGAGAUCACCGACGAUAUAUCUGUGUUUGGGCAUGCCAGGGACUCAGCCCAUUUGAAGAAGCCACCAUCGGUGCCGGAUGAGGAUAUGGCUGGCGGAUUUCUUCCAGAAGGCUACGAAGAAGAAUUGGAGGAGGACCAAGAAGCACCGACGCACCAUACUUCGAGCUUCUUUCCUGCGGUCGACGAAGACGACGAAGGUGAUGAUGGUCUCGUGAUGGAGCAUGAUGGGGUAGAUCAGCAGCGAGUAAUGGUCCAAAUGGACAUCGACGCUGAAGAAGCAGCACCCUUCAAAUCUCAGGCCGAAGCAGGGCAGGACCCUGAAUCCAAGGCAGAGUUGGAGCGUGAAAUGGAUCAAGACACGGAGCAAGAAGAGCCCAAGCUGGAACUAGAAUCGGAUGCAGAAUCUGAACAGCCGCGCACGAGCGCAAGAUCAAGAAAAGCAGCACCCAAGAAACAGACCAAAAAGGAGCGACAGCCACCUUUACGUGCGACCCGACGAUCGACACGAAGCGGACGCAAAGUUGUCUCAUAUGGCGAGGAUGUUGUGCAUAAUGACGAUGAGAUAGCAGAUUCCUAUGCCGAAUCUGAGGAUGACGAGUAG
This is a messenger RNA of Fusarium pseudograminearum CS3096, 3132 nucleotides long. RefSeq lists its product as uncharacterized. Gene Ontology annotation, cellular component: XPC complex; nucleotide-excision repair factor 2 complex; nucleus. Bases 1 to 3132 code for a protein of 1043 amino acids. The transcript is spliced from 2 exons. Lineage: Eukaryota; Fungi; Ascomycota; Sordariomycetes; Hypocreales; Nectriaceae. Gene Ontology annotation, biological process: mismatch repair; nucleotide-excision repair. Gene Ontology annotation, molecular function: damaged DNA binding; single-stranded DNA binding. The record is from RefSeq and is a predicted model, not a curated record.